Molecule: messenger RNA, 1257 nt
Organism: Prorocentrum cordatum
Lineage: Eukaryota; Dinophyceae; Prorocentrales; Prorocentraceae
Source: the annotation of a GenBank genome assembly
AUGGCGUCGGCCCGCCUAGCCGCGGCCCUGCCCGGGCGCGCCCUCCGCCGCGCCCCCGGCGCACGGGGGCCGACGGCGGGCGCGCGCGCAGGCGCGCCGUGGCCGCGGCUCGCGCCGCAGGGCGGCGGCGGCAGUGGCAGCGGCGCGGCGUGGCCGCGGCGGUCUUACGUGACCACGGGGCUGAAGGAUAUGGAGGAGGAUGCCACGCCGUUGCAGGUCAAGUACUGGGUGGAGGGCAAGCCGGCGGUCCCGCUGGACUCUAUCAAGGUCGACCUGUCCAAGUACAACACGGAGAAGAUCUUCUCGGUGUACGGUGGCGAGGAUGGCGCGACGCUUUUGCCUGACAUGGACCUGGCGGAGACACAGCGCCUGCGCGCGCACAUGGAGGACGUAUUCAGUCGCAUCGGGGUUGUGCACCUGGUCAACACUGGCUUCACAAGCACAAGUCAGUUCAAUGCCGCGACGAAGGUGCUGAUGCCCAACCACAUGGACUACACGGGCGGGGCCAACCGUCGCGCCCCCAUCGAGGCGAACGUGUACGAUACUGGCGCCCCUCGGGAGGCGGAUCUGCAGUACCACCACGAGAUGGCCUACGUCAGCACAUCGUGUCAGUGGGUGGCGUUCGGCGCGAUUGAGGCCACGCACAAUCCGAUCAAGGGCGCCACCUUCAUCUCAGAGAAUAUCGGUGCUACGAACAUGUUGUUGUGCACCACGUUCGGCCGCAAGCUCGUGGACAAAGGAAUGUGCUAUGUGCGCAAGCUCCCCGACGAGAAGUACUUUGUGGACAACGACCGGGACCCCAGCAUCGUGUACAACUUCUGGCAAACCAGCACGGGCUGCACGGACAUGUGGGAGGCCCAAGAGGUCAUGGAACGCAAGGGGCUGGAGGUGGAGUGGCAGAACUCCGCUGUGUUUGGCCGCUACAUGGUGACCAAGUACUACGUGGACACGUUCGAGUACGACCCAUUCAACGACCGCAACACUCUGUUCGCCUCUGUGGCGGACGACUACGCGUGGUUCGACUCGUGGCCGGGCGUGCAGAAGUUGCCGCACUGGGAGCGCCCGCUGAAGCUGACGUUUGGCGACGGCGAGGUCAUCAACCGAGAGCAGAAGCAGCUCUGGGUCGACUGCUACGACACCCACGGGCUGCCCAUCCUGUGGAGCAAGGGCGACCUGGCCAUCAUCUGCAACUACCGCACUGCCCACGGCCGGCCCAGACGCCGCUCCCUGGCGGGGACAGGCGCGAGCUGGGCGUGA